Molecule: messenger RNA, 3191 nt
Organism: Ziziphus jujuba (common jujube)
Lineage: Eukaryota; Viridiplantae; Streptophyta; Magnoliopsida; Rosales; Rhamnaceae
Exons: 7
Coding region: 1337-3034 (565 amino acids)
Biological process (GO): mitotic spindle assembly checkpoint signaling; meiotic sister chromatid cohesion, centromeric
Molecular function (GO): protein kinase activity
Source: RefSeq, a predicted model, not a curated record
AAUCGUUGCAUCUCUUCCUUCCUCUCUUCUUCCUUAUAUGAUUUGACCCAACUCUUUCCUAUCUUCGUUCCUAAAAUCCCUAAAGUUUCAAUGCCCAACUGCAGAAAGCUCAUUAGCUCCUUCCUUCCUCUCUUCCUUCUACACUCUAAUUAACUACAGAAAGCCACCAGCUCUUAAGCCCACCAGCUGGCCACCACUUUUCUUUCUCUCCCGCCCACCAGCUCGCCUCCAUUUUUCCUUCUCUGCCAAUACACACUUGCCACCACUUUUCCAAUCUUCGACAUUUCCUCCAUAGAUUGGAGACAAGGUUGUCUUAUCUACGAACUGUUCUUUGGUAUGAAGUUCAGCAAACAGAGGAGCUGAGGAAUCCCAAUUCCACUCCAAAGGUUAGCUAAUAUCAUGGAUGGAUCAUUCAUGUGUUUGCAUCUGAAUUUAAUUUGUUUAAUGAUCUAAGACACCCUCUACCCUUUUACCAUAGCAUAAUAGAGACUAAUUGCGGUAUUAGUAUGUCUAUUUAUGUAUCCAUUGAUUUUUCUUUCAAUCUUCUAAAAGUUUAAAUUUCAUUUGCGUGUUUAUUUUCUCGUCUUAUAGUCUCUGCUUCCAAAUUAUCAGCUGCUCUUGAGUCCCAUUCCUUCUCAUAGAUUGAACACAUCAAUGCUUAUAGAAAAUAGUGGCAAGUUAUUCUUUUUAACUUGGUUAAAAAGAGGUUAAUACUAUCUAAUGUGUGUGUUCUAUCCACAACUAUAUAUAUUUGUAGCUCCCAAAAUACUAGCUAUCAAAUGGUUGUAUCCCAUGUCUGUUAUAGCUGUACGUUCUAGAUUAUAUUUUCUCUUCCUUGUAUUCAUACUAAGGGUUGCUUGGAACAAUUGAUUACUCAAUGGUCAUUUAUAACUUUAGUUUUCCUUAUUUAAAAUUUAAUAUAUUUAUUGAUGUGUUCAUAUAUGUAAUGCAGACUACGAAAACAGCUUUGAUAAAUGCAUUUACUAUUCGUGCAUUGAGUGACAGUUUUUCAUCUGCUUAAGGAGCAAGAAUCAAAACUUUUCCAUUGGACCUAUCUUUGAGCUUUGCACCAUAGAUUAGACACAAGGAGUUUUCUCUAAAAAUAAUUGAAGACAAUGGACUAGGUUGACACGGGUCGGGCUUGGCUGAAAUCUCAUGGGCCAUGACCCAUAAAAUCAUUUGAACGUUAGGGUUUGAAAUAGAUAAAUUAUUUAAAAAUUCUCAAAGCACCUUAUUUCAAAUCUCACCUAGCUCUCCUUCUUCAACCCCUCAAUUUUUUUUUUUUUUUUUUUUAAUUUCACUGUAAAGAUCCCACUCUGGUUUUUGAAUCAAACCCAUGGCCAACAACAACGAUCUCUUCGCUUCUCUAGUUUCAGAUAUAAAGAACUAUACUGGCAAAGACCCACUUCUUCCUUGGAUCCGAGGAAUCAGGAAGAUGAAGGAUUCACUGCCUCCACCAUUUCUGAAGGAGAAGCUACCUCGGUUUCUGCAGAAAUGCGCUCAGACUUUCGACUCCGAUCCGCGUUAUAGAAACGAUUUACGCUAUCUUCGCGUCUGGUUACAGUUGAUGGAUUUUGUGGAUGACCCAAAAACACUUUUGAGAACUAUGGAGGCUAAUCGAAUUGGGACUAAGCACUCUCUUUUCUAUCAAGCGUAUGCUCUUUACUAUGAGAAAAACAAGAAAUUUGAGGAGGCUGAGAAGAUGUACCAUUUGGGAGUGCAGAACCUUGCAGAGCCUCUUGAUGGGUUGCAGAAAUCAUAUGAGCAGUUCCUUCAUCGCAUGGAGAGACACAAGAACCAAAGAAUCAAGCGGCAGGAAAGAAGUACAAAAAUACCCCUCUCUGCUGGGAGCAUUCCUCCCAAUGGUAGCAAAACUGAAGAAAACAAUGAAAAUGCAUGCAGUGUUGGGUCCAGGUUCACAGGAGCCGGAACUGAUGUAUCUGUACCUGGAAUGCAAACUCGAGAGAAAGAUGGAAGGACAAAGAGAAUACCAGAGGAAGGUUCUCACCUUGUGAACCCAUUGAUGGAAUCUAAUCGUAAUGAACUUAUCACAAAGACUGCACCUAGAAAUAAGCAGCAAAUUUCUGCUGAAAGAUUUUCAGAUGACGAUAAAUUUGUGGCGAAAUUUGUAGAUACUGCCAUUGUGGGAAAGUCUGAAGCGGAAGAUGCCUGUCAUCAUGGGUUGGUUGAUCCUACAAUAAACAUGAAAGAGGCCAUGAAUGCCAUAAACAGCAUGUUCCAGGAGCCUUUAGAGAGUGCUCCAGUUGGUAAGAGAUCAUUCCAAAGACGACAGAAAGAUGAUGAUAGGCUGAAAAAUGGGUUCAAGGUGUUCGUAGAUGAAAACCUGGGUUAUGGAACUGAACUAGCAGACCAGAGGGAAGCAGGUUAUCCUCAGUUGCAACAUAGUAGAAAAGAAACCCACCGGCCUCACCAAGAACCUUUAAGCAUUUUCAUUGAUGACGAUGUAAAUGAUGAGAUUAGAGACAGCAAUGAUGAGGAAGCUAACUUUGACCAUAGUGAUUUUGGCAAUCCGAGAGAAGGAUCUGUCUUAUCUUCUUCCCAUGCAAAUAUGUUUGUUUUUCCUAGUCCAAAGGAUCUUGGUUAUGAAAAUUCUGAUGAUUUGGGUGUACAACGCUCACCUCGAACAGGGUUUAGGGAGGAUACAGUUGUUUGUAGGUUUGUUGGAUCCACAAUUUCAGACGAGCCAGAGGUGGAGAACGUUUGCCACCAUGGCUUGGUAGAACCCACAAUCAACUUGAAGCAGGCCAUGGACGAUAUCAAUAACAUGUUUGGGAAGCCAAUAGAUUUUGUAAGGACCAAGAGAGUGAAGAAGCAGAACAAAGCACCAGAUACAGAAAAGGUGUUUGGUGGAUUUUCAAUACUUCCCGAUGAUGACUUGGAACAUCAACCAGUCAAGCCAAUUUCAAAAUCAUUGGGAAAAUCAAGGGGAUGUGACUUGUUUGAGCCUACUGUAACCACCAAGGAGGCCAUGGAUGAUAUAAAUAAGAUGUUUGGAAUGCCGUUGGACUUCUAGCAAUGGUAUAUUGUGCAACAGAAUUUUUCAGAUUUUGUUGUUGGUAGAUUUGAGUUUGUUCUGAUGUAGCAUAUGUAUUCCAAAUGCGAAAAAAUUACAGAUUCUUAUACUUGAAAACUUAUAUUAUAGGAGUGCUUUGCUGUCGUGUCUUGUUAUC